Molecule: messenger RNA, 951 nt
Organism: Megalops cyprinoides (Indo-Pacific tarpon)
Lineage: Eukaryota; Metazoa; Chordata; Actinopteri; Elopiformes; Megalopidae
Product: putative olfactory receptor 52P1
Biological process (GO): G protein-coupled receptor signaling pathway
Cellular component (GO): membrane
Molecular function (GO): G protein-coupled receptor activity; olfactory receptor activity
Source: RefSeq, a predicted model, not a curated record
AUGGAAUAUGGAUCAAGUAGGAACUUCUCUCACACAGAAUUCUACCUGAUGGGAUUCUCCUCCCUUAAAGAGAGGCGGCGUUUCCUCUUCAUCCCCUUCUGUCUGAUGUUCAUUUUCUCAAUGGUCACCAACUCACUUCUUAUUUAUGUGAUUGUAAAACAGAGGAGUUUACAUUCACCUAUGUAUAUUCUGAUAAGCUCCAUCGCAUGUAUUGACAUAGUGGUCCCGUUAUGGGUUGUCCCUAGGAUGUUAUUCGCUUUUGCUUCUGAUGUCAACACAAUUUCUCGAGUGGGCUGCCUGGUACAGAUGUUUUUUGUUCAUUAUGCUUGCAGUUUUCAAUCCACCAUACUUUUUGGGAUGGCACUGGAUCGUUAUCUUGCUAUUUGUUUCCCUCUGCGGUACAACGAUGUUGUGAAUUUAACCAAUUCCCUCAUCACUGUAGUCGUGAUCGUGAUACGAAAACACAUCAUAAUCACAGCUAUGAUAUCUCUUGUUGGAACGCUCACAUUCUGCUCAUCCAAUGUCCUGUAUCAUUGCUUUUGUGAACAUCAAUUAGUGGUUAACUUGGCAUGUGGAGACACAACCAAGAACUAUUUAGCAGGCUUAAUAAGUUUCUGUGUGCCGACAGUCGACUGUUUUGGCAUCGCCUAUUCGUAUAUCACCAUAUUCGUGGUUAUAUUCAGGUCAGCAGGGGGUGAAUCCCGCCAAAAGGCCAUCCACACCUGCAGCACCCACUUAAUGGUCAUCUGUGUGGUCUACUUUUCCUCCAUGAUUGCAUUUCUUUCAUACCGUGUAAAGCAUGCCAUCCCACCUGAUUUUCGUGUCCUCAUAAGCUGCAUGUACCUUCUUAUUCCUGGGUGUUUCAAUCCGGUGAUAUAUGGCAUCAGGACCAAAGAGAUAAGGGAGCAGAUUACUAAAAUCCUAAAAGGUGGUAAAACUGUGCCUUCGUGA